UACCAGUCUUAUUCGGUCUCAUCAUGGCUAAAGGUGCAGAAUGAAACGAAGCGGCAUAGGAUCGAGAGAGAUUCCUACCCAUCGAUCCCGCAGAGCGACCAGGACCAAGAAAACACUGUCGCAGAUACAGACUGCAACCGUUCCUAUGAGCUUCCGACUCGUACCGACGACUCCCCGAGCGAAUGGGCGAAUUCCGAGGAAGCAGCGUCGUUCCGGGCACCAACGAGGCGCCGGUCAGGACUUAGUUAACCACCCGGCGCUCGCCUCGUAUCCCCCAUAUGUGGGUGUCGGAGUUGCCGAGAAGGUCGAGGCCGCAGGAAAGCCCAUCCAUCUUUUUCUCGCUGAUGAAAGCGACGCCCACGUGGUUGCCAGAUAUCCGGAGUCAGCCGUAUUUCACCAGGGACAUCAACCCCCCAACGCUUCCUUACACGUGGGGGACCUGGACACGAUGCGCGAGCUCUUCUUGGAAGCCGUCGGCAUGGAGGUGCUCGUCGCGGGAUUCGUGAUAAUUCUCUUUGAGAAAACUAGCCAGGUCAAGGCUGCGGACCAGCGGCCUUGGCCCUGUGAGAUUGGCGGCCUACGGGUCUUCUUUGACCGAGCAGACUAUACACCGUGACAUCAGGUACGUCUGAGACCGCGGCGAUCAGAACCACCUCAUCGGAGCCGAGUAUAUGGGUCUGAGGCUUCGCCUGCCCGACGGCUCUUGCGCCAUUACCACCUUUGCGCAUGGGUUCGUCAACGAUCCGAGCCCAUGUUGGGUCUCGCAAGUGGCCGGAUGGUUGAAAUGGGUAUAUUACAUACGUAUAGUUGCGUGAGGGGGGGGCAUUGGCGGGCUAUAUCGGCCGUACGUCUAGGCGAAGAGGCCCCCGAAUACCUCAUCUCAAAGGGCCGACUCAGGAACAGCCCACUCGACACGCGAGUGUGGCUUUUGCCGCCUCGAAUCA
Messenger RNA from Penicilliopsis zonata CBS 506.65, 944 nucleotides. RefSeq lists its product as hypothetical. Lineage: Eukaryota; Fungi; Ascomycota; Eurotiomycetes; Eurotiales; Aspergillaceae. Bases 449 to 616 code for a protein of 55 amino acids. The transcript has a single exon. The record is from RefSeq and is a predicted model, not a curated record.